This is a messenger RNA of Hibiscus syriacus, 1741 nucleotides long. RefSeq lists its product as uncharacterized. The transcript has 7 exons. The coding region runs from base 71 to 1723 and encodes 550 amino acids. Lineage: Eukaryota; Viridiplantae; Streptophyta; Magnoliopsida; Malvales; Malvaceae. The record is from RefSeq and is a predicted model, not a curated record.
AACUCCCCUCCGCACUUGUAACUCCAAAAUCAAAUCAAAUUUCCAAUCGUAGGGAAAAAAAACAAGGAAGAUGAGAUAUGGCGUUUCAAGGAGGAAGCGCGCUUUCGUGCGGUGGUUUCUAAUUCUCUGCGCUGCCUUUAUUUUCAUAAGCUGGCUGCUGCUGAAUCUAAGAUCCGUCGAUGAACAGCCAUUGACGACAACGGCGAAUGGAGCAAUUCUGGAUUUGUCUGCCCAGGUGGAGCUCAGGGAUGGAUUUUUAUCUUCUGCGGCGGGGCCGAUGAAAUCUUCGCCGAAGAAUUGCGCGACGGUGGAGGAAAUGGGGAACGCUUUUAAAUGGACGAUUUUGGAGGAGAGUCUUAGAGUUCGAAGAAUUAUUGAACGUCACUUUUCUAUAAACGGCGCUCCAAGAAUUCGUGAGCUUCCUCCAGAGCAGUUCUGUAAACAUGGAUUUGUGAUGGGGAAAUCGUCGGAAGCUGGUUUCGGGAAUGAAAUGUAUAAGAUGUUAACUGGUGCAGCAUUAAGUAUAAUGUUGAACCGGUCGCUGAUCAUUGGGCAAACCAGGGGUAAGUAUCCUUUUGGGGACUACAUAUUGUAUUCCAAUCACACCUUUACCUUGAGAGAAGUGAAGCAGCUUUGGAGACAAAAUGGCUGUGUACAAAACUAUGGAAGGCAUCUGGUAAUGAGGAUUGAUGAUUUUGAGAAGCCAGCAAAAACAAAUGCCCUCUGUAGCAAUUGGAGGAAGUGGCAGCAACCUAUUAUAUGGUAUCAAGGUACCAAUGAUGCUGUGGGAGCUCAAUUUUUCUUGAAGAACGUACAUCCUGAAAUGAGGGAUGCUGCAUCCAAGUUAUUUGGGAAGCCAGAAUCACUUCAACGGCACCCUAAUGUAUUUGGUGAACUGAUGAGAAUUCUCAUUUCCCCUUCAAGAGAGGUUGAGGAAGCAAUCAAUUGGGUUCUUGGUGGGGGUAGGGACCCUGAUAUUACAUUGCACAUGCGUAUGCUUAUGAAUAGGUCUAUAAGAGCUGCACAGGCUGCACUGAACUGCCUCAAACGAGCAACAAGCAGAUUACAGCCGGGGUCAAGACCCAGGGUGGUUGUAGUAUCUGAUACCCCAUCUUUCGUUAAAAGCAUUGUACCGAAUAUAAGUGAAUUUUCUGAGGUUCUUAUUUUCGAUUAUGAACUUUUCAGAGGUAAUAUGUCGUAUAAUACCAAGGCGUCAACAAAUUUGGACUUCAGAUUGAAAGAUUGGGGGCCGGCACCCAGAUGGGUUGCUUUUGUGGAUUUCUUUCUUGCUUCUCGUGCAAAGCACGCAGUUGUUUCCGGGGCACACAGGCGUGUUGGAACUACAUACGCGCAGUUAAUUGCUGCACUAGCUGCAGCAAACAGUAUAGGGGAAAAUUCGACGGCUUCAAAUUUUUCUUUCCUAAGCAGCUUCCAUGGUAAUCUAUUGACUGAAGGAUUGAAUCUUCAGGUGGGGUGGGGGCAUGUAUGGAACCGAUUUGCCGGUCCGUUGAGUUGUCGGGGGCAGUCGAAUCAGUGUGCUUUCACACCACUUCUGCCGCCGGCAUGGUGGGAGGGACUUUGGCAAUCUCCAAUUCCACGCGACAUUAAUCGGCUGGAACUAUACGGAGUCCAUCUCUCGGACAAUGGAACAAUAGAUGAAAACCUGCUCCGAUCAUAUUGUAGUUCUAGGAAAAAUGUUGUGAAAACUUUUAUUUACAUAUAAUAAGAUGUAAUUGCUGAA